AUGCCGCCUGCUUCGUCCCCAUCUCCAGUUCCUAUAAAUAACUUCGACACUCCCGAGUAUGACGCGCUCCAGCAACAAAAAACUCAGCCAUCCGGAGCGCUGCUGGCCCAGCGAGUGGCGCGUGAUUGCCUUGAGGAGAUUUUACUUCAGUUCAACCUUGCACUACACGAGCACACAGCGCACGCUCGCACCCUGGUCGAUGCCGUCGACUCGUGCCUGGCGACGUGCUUGGACGUGAUUGAGAUGCAAUAUCCUGCCCGCGAGGACCAUCCAGUAUCAGUCAUCUCAUUGGAACACAGUAGCUGGGAGCAAGAAAAGCCGCCGGACCCUUGUACCUUUGACUCAUGGCUGCGCUCAGCCCUGCCGGAGACCUCGCCAGCUGCAGCUGGCACUAGCCCGCGUAGUGACAACUGGGUUAUGCAGCAGUUCCUAAACAAGCAACCCAGCAUCCACCGCACAAUGUCAGCCCGCAGCACCGCCAGUACCGCCACAGCACUGGGCCUCCCCGCCGUUGGCUACGCUCCCGGCACCACCACGAACGGCAAUGGGACGACCGGCAGCGGCGGCCGCCGCCUGACGGGUGGCUCUAGCCGCCUGGGUGUGAGCCCUUCUGCACGGUCCCUGCAUCAGAGCGGCUCCCGGCGUAAUGUAACAAAGUUGGAGACCCGCAAGGUGCUGACUCCGGAACAAGAGCACUUGGAGGAGCAGCUCAGGCAGGAGCUGCAGCAGCGGAAGACACAGGAGGAAAUGAGUAGGCGGUUAGAGCAACGGGACACGGAGGAGCGACUGAAGCUGGCCAGCCUGCGAAAGGAGCUCAAGGGCAAGGACUACACAUAUGACCACAAGGGCGAGGUGGUCAUCAUUAACGAGUUCGACCCGGAUCGGUCCCCGCUGGAGGCCCUCUCGGGACCCGCGUACAAGGUGGCGGUGGCGGCGGGUAACGAGGAGGCCGCUCGGGCGUUGUCGCCCAAGCGCCGAGGGGCCCAGCGGACGACGUCCUCGCGGUCCGCAGCCACCACCGGGGGCGACGGUGGCGAGGGCGGCGCCGGCGGCGGCAUCGGUCACGGCGCUCGUACCACCCUUAGCCCCACAGAGCUGCGGAAGGAGAGGGACCGGCGCCUGGCGAAUGACUACAAGAAGGUCCAGCCACGGACUCAACCAUCGGCGCUCGAGACGUUGAUGCCCGCCGGCGGUGUUACCUUGCGCGGGGCCGGCGGCGCCUCUAAAAGCGGCCCGGUGCGGCCCGCCCCCGCGGGAAUCACGAGGGAGGCGUACGCCAAGCAGGUCGCCAAGAAGGCCAUGCAAGCCCAGACAGAGGCUAUGGGCUCCUCAGUCACACCCCUGGCAUCAGGGACACUGCCCAGAGAUGGACAGCACCCCAACAGCAGCCGCGGCGGUGCCGGCGCAGCCGCCGGCGCCAAGGUUGGUGCCACCGGCGCCAGCCGGCCUACCGUACUUGACCCACUAGCUGCGUACGGCGAUAACCGGUAUGACCCUUUUGCCGGGGCACGUGUACGGCGGCAUUCCGGCACUCGUACUACUUUAGACUCGAUGGCAUUGGGCCCGUCUGGGUCGUUAGGGCCCGUGCUAGGAGCAGGAGGGGGAGGGGCCGGAGGUGUGGCGGCGGCGGCGGCGGCGCCAGCUUCGCCGGAUGUCAAUCUGUCUCUGACGUCAGCUAGCGACUGGGGUGCAGUGGGCCACGGCAGGUUGUACGAGGCGCCGCUGGCGCUGCCACACAGCAAGCCUACGGAGAAGCAGCUCGCGGAGACAGUUGGUCGUGUGGACCGUCUACCACGCGACCGAGCCCCUCUGCCAACCCUGGCUCCUCCGCUGUCGCCACUCAAAGCCGGAGCCUCCAGGGGCCCCGCGGAUAGACUGCAGUUCCACUCCAUUCUGGCGGAGUGA
Molecule: messenger RNA, 1905 nt
Organism: Volvox carteri f. nagariensis
Lineage: Eukaryota; Viridiplantae; Chlorophyta; Chlorophyceae; Chlamydomonadales; Volvocaceae
Exons: 7
Coding region: 1-1905 (634 amino acids)
Source: RefSeq, a predicted model, not a curated record